Beta vulgaris subsp. vulgaris (sugar beet) is the source of this 2012-nucleotide messenger RNA. RefSeq lists its product as hypothetical. Lineage: Eukaryota; Viridiplantae; Streptophyta; Magnoliopsida; Caryophyllales; Amaranthaceae. The transcript has 11 exons. The record is from RefSeq and is a predicted model, not a curated record. Bases 168 to 1598 code for a protein of 476 amino acids.
ACUUUGACACCAACUACCACUACCACUUCUCCCGCAUCCCAAUCUCUCCACAAAGACGAGUAGACGACCGACGAACUUCUCCACCAACACGCAAAACAAGUCUUCGAUUACCAAUUCAAUUUUCUCUCUCCUAGGGUUUUACACUCACCAAGCUUAACCCCCUUUCAAUGGAAGCAACAACAUCCUCGAUUUCUCCGGCAACAGAUGACGGUCCUUCGACUUCCUCAACGAUGUCGUCUGGUGGUCCGUCGAGAUCGCCGGAAGUUGUGUGGUCGGAAAAUACGCCGGAGCUUGUGCACCAGCAAUCGAGCAUGUCGUAUCGUGUUCGGCACCCGCAACGUCGGAUGCCAUCGUCGGCGGUGAUCGAAGACCCGCCUGCUGAUGAUAGUUUGUCUUGUGUUAUCGUUAUCCUCACAUUUUGGUUUUUUGUGUCUAUGACACUCAUUAUGGGUAUCUUUGGAUCAGAAAACUUACAAGUUGGGCCAUGUAGCUCAAUUCUUUUACGGCCUAACCCAUUAUUUGUACAUACGUUAAAGGUGGAAACAUCAAAGUCGAUGAAUGUUGCUCCAGUUCUUUAUGGGCUUUACAAAACUCCUCCUCUAGACAUCACAAAGAUGUGGUCUGAAUCUGUGAAUACUUCAAUUAAGACGGAGUCUCACAAGGAAUGGAUAUAUUUCUUAAAUAAGGGGUCGCAGAUCAAUAUAUCAUACAAUAUCGAAAGCUCAUCUUCUUUAUUGCUCAUAGUAGCGAAAGGGAUUGAAGGUCUUGCUGGGUGGCUUGAGGACCCUUCAUAUCCAGACAGCAGUUUAUCAUGGAAUGUCAUACACGGAAGUGGUUCUAUCAGACAGGAUAUAUCAAGAUCUUACGACUAUUAUGUUGCUGUUGGAAACCUUAACACCGAGGAAGUUGAGAUGCUGGAGGCGGGACCGCGGGAGGCCUGGAGCAAUUUCAACAGCAUAAGAACUUUAAGCAGAUGUCUUAUUAUAUCUUACCAUGUCAAAUUGAACUUCUCAAUAAAAUCUUCCAUGCAUGACAUUGAAGAUUCGUAUUACAAGUGUAAUUUGACUCGAGGUUGGUGCAAUUUAAAGAUUCCCUUCCCAGGUGGAAUUGCUGCUUUAUUGACCACUCCGGGACCAAUUGAGGGUACUGGAAGCAACAGAGGGGCUGUUAAACUCUCCUACGAACCACGCUGGAUGACGUAUUUUCUUGGUAUAGGUGGGUUGACGUCCAUUAUGUUAUGGACAUUCAACUACUUGAACAGAGUCAGACGCAACAUGGAAGAUACCGCUGAAAACCAAUCAGGGGACUUGGGACCGGAGAGAGCUCCCCUGCUGUCUCAGAAAGAUGAUGAAGUCUCUAGCUUGGGCUCAUCUUAUGAUUCUGGUUCACAAAAUGAUGAGGAAACCCAAGAGGACUUGGAAGAAGGAUGUAGGCGACUCUGUGUUAUUUGUUUUGAUGCACCUAAAGAUUGCUUCUUCAUUCCUUGUGGUCACUGUGCAUCUUGUUUUACAUGCGGGAUAAGGAUCGCUGAAGCCGCUGGUACUUGCCCUAUUUGUCGGCGUAAGAUGAAGAAAGUUAGAAGGAUAUAUACUGUCUAAUGUGGGAUUAGCAUACAAUCACUCAUAUUGGAAUUGGGUAGCUUGAGAAGUGAUGUUCUCAUUUCAGCCUCUUUCGAUUGCCAUUGAUUGGGAAAAAAUUUACCUGUCAUUGGGGAACACUAGGUGAACGGUCCAGCCUUCUUAUUUUUUCUUGGCUACCAUUUACCAUUCACCAUUUCAUGUCAUUAUAGUUCCUCAGAUGUAAACAAAUACUUGUAAAUCGUUAUGGGGGUCCGUUAUCGGCCGGAGGAAGAGGGUGAAGCUGCUUUGCAGUUGAUUAUAAUUCCCUAAUUUACCGCUUGGAAUUUUCUUUUUCCCUGUUGUGUACAGAGUUAGUUUUGACAGUCUAUUGUGUAUAAUGCUGUAUAUGUUAAUUUGCAUUAUAAUGUAAACACUAUUGUUUUCUUUGGUUCA